AUGACCAAGUCUUGGAAGAAAAAUCAGAACAACAAGAUGUCCUGCCUGACUGCGACCCCACCGGAGGAGUUCAUGAUCGAGCUGGACAGACUUCGGCACAACAGGGUGAGGCAGGCGGCCGACUGGAACAGAUCAGAAGCACCAAAUUGUUGGCGUCUUGGAUUUGGUCGGGGUAGGGAGCGCGAGUUGCUCCCCGGAGCGUUGUUUGUCCUCCUUUUGAAUUUCGUUCCGGAGACCUUGAAGACAGUCUACCUGGGCUCGGCCAUGUUGAAAGACCUUCUCGAAUGGAUGGAAUUGGAGAACAAGGGCGAACAGUGCAAGAAAGCUAAGCAGGUGCUCAACGAGUACAUGUGCCAUUUUGUGCAUGUGAUCAAGGCCGACACGUGGGGCAAAGUGGUAGGGCACGCCGGCGAUGGAGUGAUCAGAGGUUGUUGGGGCCUCGACGGUCAGUUGGAGAACGGUACGGGCAAUGGUUUGCAUGCUGUGGCUCAAGGCCGCAAUCGGUUUAUCCGUGCGGGCCGGCGAGACACGACAUGUUCCUUUGCGCACAACGUUUUCAUGGCAAGGUCGUCUGAGUUCUCCUCGAUCCUGCCACAUGAAGCGACAUUGCCAAGCAAGUCGCUUGAGACCGACCGCGUCGUGCGCCCCCAGAUUGUCAUCACACCACCCAGACGAGGCGUCGAGGUGACCGAGCCUUGUGAGAAGCCUCCCCAGACGCCUCCAGUCGACGACCGCGAUCGCAGUCCAGCAGCAGCGAGCCUUCAACUUCCAGGUUCUUUUCCGAAACCGGAACUGUCCGAUCCGGAGGAUGAGCCAGCCGGCCCUCAUGGCUCCUCGGUGUCUCAGGACCAGGCUUCUGAGCAAGAGCAUCUUCAACGGAGGCCUUCCUACAGCUCCCAAAGGUCUCGCAGGGACUCCGAUCUCUCUUCGAAAGGAGACUCGGAUGUGACGGAGCGACGCAGCCAAUAUAGUCAGGGCAGCAAGCGCCGGGGUUCCUUUACCGUUGAAAGGGCAAGCAAGGACACCACCAAGUCUCCUUGGGACAGAGUUGCAUUUGUGGAUGGAGUUCAGCCUGUGAUGCAGGUCUACUUGGAAGAUCAUUGCGAGGACGGACCAAGCACGGCUGGUCGUGUUAUCAGCAUGCUGAUCGUACUGUUCGGCCUCCUCCUCGUGGUGUCUACACUGUCAUUUUGGUCCUUGAUGAUACCUUUUGCACUACCAACAGCAGGUUUCUGGGAGAAUUGGCGAUUCAACUUCGUCGCGGUGCCCUCUAUGAUGUAUGUUGUCAGUCGCGCGGGUGUUCUUUUGCUCUUCCGCAGCAUUUCGCCAUGCGAGCGGUCCAGGAUGAGCUUCAAGAGCCUCUGGCUACCUGCGAUUGGCGCAGUAGCCUGCGUCACUAUCAUAACCUUCGCCGGGGUUCAGGGCCUUUUUCCCCUGCCUUACCUCAUUGUCACUGCUGCGAUCCCUGCACAGAUAGUUGCCCUCAUUGCUGCACGUCUGUCCAUACCAUCAGAUCUCAUGACUGCAGAGAUUCGCAGGUGGUGGAUGUACGUGACCUUCGGCUUCAUAGCUUAUCCUUCGCAAAGCAUGUUGUUCAUGCUUUGGCUGGCCGUAUUCCCAGAACUCACGGAGGUGUUGCAGGUGCUGAGCAGCUUCGCGAUGAACGGUUUGCUCGCAGUAUCGGCAAUCAUCAUGGAGAGGAUUGGGCUGUGGCUGGACCUACCGGUCUACCUCUUGUACGAGAUCAAAGUCAUGAUUCUGUUCGUGUCAUUUCUCUACACAGCUGCGAUGCUAGCCAGCGCCAAGUCCUUCACUGUGCUCGCACUGAUGCUUGCCCAGGAUGCAGCCAAGGCAGUGGCAAUCUUUCUGAGAAUGUGCUUUCAUUUGCUAGCCAUCCUUGAGAUCGAGCACGCAUGCCAGAACGAUUCGCAUGCAUGCGAUUCUUGCUACUGCUCAACUUUCGGAUCGUUACUAGUUUCUCCAAAAGAGCUGCUGGCUCUCGGUCGACGGAAGUGGUCCUUGAUGUCCGACGUCCAGGAUAGACUCCGCGACAUCUUCGCCAUUUUUGAGCUCCACAGCCAACGCAGCCUCCAAGAGGCCGAUCUCGCGCUGGCCGAUGUCCGCCUUCUGGGCGGGUUUACCAGAUGUAUUGUCCAUUUCGGUUUGGUGGAACUUUGUGAAGUGGUCGUACCGCUCCUGUACAUGAUCUUGGCGACACUGCUGCACACACUGGCAGAUAAUCGGGAGUAUGUCUAUCUAUUCAAUGACAUGGAGCUGUGGCCAGCUUUAGCGGGAAAUGGCUUUGGCCUCCUGAUUGAGGUAUUGGUCUUACUGCUCCUCCAAACUGCACUUUCUCGACUGAUCGGCUUCAAUUUGCUAAAUUUUGUGGCCCAUGUCUUGAAAAUGGACUUCAGCUACUGGAGCGCAAUUCUUGCCACAUGCUUGGAAGGCUGGAUCAUUGUGCUGCUCUCUCAUGGAGGACAUGAUCUUGAAGCGAUCCGCGAAUGGCUUUCCGUCUAA
Symbiodinium sp. CCMP2456 is the source of this 2520-nucleotide messenger RNA. The record is from the annotation of a GenBank genome assembly. NCBI's taxonomy places the organism in Eukaryota, Dinophyceae, Suessiales, Symbiodiniaceae.